This is a messenger RNA of Choloepus didactylus (southern two-toed sloth), 3220 nucleotides long. RefSeq names its product polyribonucleotide nucleotidyltransferase 1 (gene PNPT1). Gene Ontology annotation, biological process: mitochondrial RNA 3'-end processing; mitochondrial mRNA catabolic process. The record is from RefSeq and is a predicted model, not a curated record. Gene Ontology annotation, molecular function: polyribonucleotide nucleotidyltransferase activity; RNA binding; 3'-5'-RNA exonuclease activity. The transcript is spliced from 28 exons. Lineage: Eukaryota; Metazoa; Chordata; Mammalia; Pilosa; Megalonychidae. Gene Ontology annotation, cellular component: cytosol; mitochondrion. Bases 2 to 2368 code for a protein of 788 amino acids.
CAUGCGGAGUGUCAUGGCGGCUUGUAGGUGCUGCUGCUCGUGUCUCCGGCUCCGGCCGCUGGGCGAUGGUCCCCUUUGUCUUCCAGGGCGGGUUCGGGCCCUCACUCAGUUGCAGGUGCGAGCGCUAUGGAGUGACGGGGGGUCCCGAGUUGUGGCCUUGGACUUAGGCAGCAGAAAAUUAGAAAUAUCCUCUGGAAAACUGGCCAGAUUUGCAGAUGGCUCUGCUGUAGUCCAGUCAGGUGACACUGCAGUGAUGGUCACAGCAGUCAGUAAAACAAAACCUUCACCCUCCCAGUUCAUGCCUUUGGUGGUUGACUAUAGACAGAAAGCUGCUGCUGCUGGUAGAAUUCCUACAAACUACCUUAGAAGAGAGAUUGGAUCGUCUGAUAAAGAAAUUCUUACAAGUCGAAUAAUAGAUCGAGCAAUUAGACCUCUCUUCCCAGCUGGCUACUUUUAUGAUACACAGGUCCUUUGUAAUCUGUUAGCAGUAGAUGGUAUUAAUGAACCUGAUGUCCUAGCAAUUAAUGGCGCUUCUGUAGCCCUCUCAUUAUCAGAUAUUCCUUGGAAUGGACCUGUUGGAGCUGUACGAAUAGGAAUGAUUGAUGGAGAAUGUGUUGUUAACCCAACACGAAAAGAAAUGUCUUCUAGUACUUUAAAUUUAGUGGUUGCUGGGGCACCUAAAAGUCAGAUUGUCAUGUUGGAAGCAUCUGCAGAGAAUGUUUUACAGCAGGACUUUUGCCAUGCUAUUAAAGUGGGAGUGAAAUAUACCCAACAAAUAAUUCAUGGUAUACAGCAGUUGGUAAGAGAAAUUGGUGUUACCAAGAGGACACCUCAGAAAUUAUUUACUCCAUCGCCAGAGAUUGUGAAACACACUCAUAAACUUGCCAUGGAAAGACUCUAUGCAGUUUUUACAGACUAUGAACAUGAUAAAAUUUCCAGAGAUGAAGCUGUUAACAAGAUAAGAUUAGAUACCGAAGAGCAGCUAAAAGAAAAAUUUCCAGAUGUCGAUCCAUAUGAAAUAAUAGAAUCCUUCAAUGUUGUUGCAAAGGAGGUUUUUAGAAGUAUUAUUUUGAAUGAAUACAAAAGGUGCGAUGGUCGAGAUUUGACUUCACUUAGGAAUAUAAGUUGUGAAGUAGAUAUGUUUAAAACUCUUCAUGGAUCAGCAUUGUUUCAAAGGGGACAAACACAGGUGCUUUGUACCGUUACAUUUGAUUCAUUAGAAUCCAAUAUUAAGUCUGAUCGAAUUAUAACAGCUAUAAAUGGCAUAAAAGAUAAAAAUUUCAUGCUGCACUACGAGUUUCCUCCUUAUGCAACUAAUGAAAUUGGCAAAGUAACUGGUGUAAAUAGAAGAGAACUUGGGCACGGUGCUCUCGCUGAGAAAGCUCUGUAUCCUGUUAUUCCCAGAGAUUUUCCUUUCACCAUAAGAGUCACAUCUGAAGUCCUAGAAUCAAAUGGCUCAUCUUCUAUGGCGUCUGCAUGUGGUGGAAGUUUAGCAUUAAUGGAUGCAGGGGUUCCAAUUUCAUCUGCAGUUGCAGGUGUAGCAAUAGGACUGAUCACCAAGAACAAUCCUGAGAAGGGUGAGAUAGAAGAUUAUCGUUUGCUGACAGAUAUUCUGGGAAUUGAAGAUUACAAUGGCGACAUGGAUUUCAAAAUGGCUGGCACUGUUAAGGGAAUAACCUCAUUACAGGCUGAUAUUAAAUUACCUGGAAUACCAAUAAAAAUUGUAAUGGAGGCCAUUCAACAAGCCUCAGUGGCAAAGAAGGAGAUACUACAGAUUAUGAACAAAACUAUUUCAAAACCUCGAGCAUCUAGAAAAGAAAAUGGACCUGUUGUAGAAACUGUUCAGGUUCCGUUAUCAAAACGAUCAAAAUUUGUUGGACCAGGUGGAUAUCAUUUAAAAAAACUUCAGGCUGAAACAGGAGUAACUAUUAGUCAGGUAGAUGAAGAAACAUUUUCUAUAUUUGCACCAACACCCAGUGCUAUGCAUGAAGCAAGAGACUUCAUUACUGAAAUCUGCAAAGAUGAUCAGGAGCAGCAAUUAGAAUUUGGAGCAGUGUAUACCGCUACAAUAACUGAAAUCAGAGACUCUGGAGUAAUGGUAAAACUAUAUCCGAAUAUGACUGCAGUGCUACUUCAUAACACACAACUUGAUCAACGAAAGAUUAGACAUCCCACUGCCCUAGGGUUAGAAGUUGGCCAAGAAAUUCAGGUGAAAUACUUUGGACGUGAUCCAGCUGAUGGGAGAAUGAGGCUUUCUCGUAAAGUGCUUCAGUCUCCAGCUACAACUGUUGUCAAAAGUCUAAAUGACAGAAGCAGUAUUGUAAUGGGAGAACCUGUGUCACAGUCAUCAUCUAAUUCUUCCCCAUGAUUUUUUUUAAUGAAAAUUCUAGGUUGAUACUCUGUAGAGCAAAAGUUCAGUAGUAUCUUCCUAAUGUAUAGAUUUUUACAUAAUAUAAAAAGAUUCUAAUAUUUGUAUUACAAUGCUCAUUUACAUGUGCCAUUUUUUAAUUUCAAGAGUAACCUAUAUUCUCUUAUCCUUAUUUACACUAUAACCCAAUAAAUUAUUAUUAAAAGAAAUGCAUUUAUGCAUCUUAGGAAAGAAGACCCUUUAGUUCCCUACAAUUCUGAAAUAUCUGAAAAACUUAGAAAUAAUAGAUCACAUUAGCUACAAUAAUGGAUUUCUCCCUAUAUAAAUUUUUCUCUUUACAUACAGUGCUGACAGUUUUCCCUUGGUAUUCUUAUAGUUCACUUCUUUGCCAAACUGUUUCACAGACUGGAACUUCCCAUUUUCAUAGCUAGUAUCUAUUUCUUCAGAAACAGUUACUAGAUGUAGUAAGGAGUUGAGGGAAAAACACAGUUUGACCUGUUUUAAUGAUAUGAUGCCUUUCAAAUUGGUCACAAAACCAUUAACAUAAUUGAGUAAAUACAACAAUGGGAUCCCAACUAGAAUGAGGUAGUAUAUUUUUCAAAUUUGCAUAAACAUAUUGAGAAAUCAUGUACUCAUCAGAUAGGAACUGGAUAAUUUUUUGUGUAUAUGUUGCUAAUGUAUGGAUGUCCUAGGUAUAAGGAAUGGAAAGGAUUAGGGAGAGAAGAAUCAUGAUUUUCAGUUAAUAAAUAGGUGUUUGAAACAGUCAUGUACAGAAGUUGUUGAUUUAAUUGUUAUGAUUAAUCAUGAUGUUCCUUCUCAUCAAUUAAAAUGUAACAUUAAUUCCAGAAACAA